Molecule: messenger RNA, 1100 nt
Organism: Setaria italica (foxtail millet)
Lineage: Eukaryota; Viridiplantae; Streptophyta; Magnoliopsida; Poales; Poaceae
Exons: 2
Coding region: 117-809 (230 amino acids)
Biological process (GO): response to auxin
Source: RefSeq, a predicted model, not a curated record
UUUGAACAAGCUAAGCUAAGCUAGCUAGCUAGAGCGAGGCCGGGCAUUCUUGAGCGACACGCCAGUUUUUAUAAUCCAAACCGCGCAAAGGAAUCUUUUUUGUUAUAUAUUCCGCCAUGUUACCCUUGAUCGAUGGAGUACGAACGAGUACGAGAGCUGAUUAUAUAAUCGCCCCUGCUCCUGCAUGCCAGACUCUCUCCAUCAUCCCUUGUUCCAUCGCAUCAAUUUCUCAAGCUCUCUCGAGAUCCAGGAAACCAACUCUCUGCUGUGAAGCAGCGAAGGACCUCCGUGCGUGCGUGAUGGGUGACGACGGCGCGACGAAGGCGGCGACGGGCAUGAAGCAGAUCGCGCGGCUGCGGGAGCUGCUGCACAAGUGGCAGACCAUGGCGCUGGGGGCCAACAAGCAGCAGCGGGAGGAUGAGGUGCCGGAUGUGGAUGAGGAGAUGGUGGCGUCGGCGAUCCCGCCGUUCGUGCUGCGGCGGCUGCGGCGUGCGGACACGGCGGACUCGGUCCUGUCGGACGACGAGAGCUGCCACAGCCCGGAGCCGCCUCCGGACGUGCCCCGCGGGUACUGCCCCGUGUACGUGGGGCCCGAGCAGCGGCGGUUCGUGAUCCCGACGACCUACCUGGCGCACCCCGUGUUCCGGCUCCUGCUGGAGAAGGCCGAGGAGGAGUUCGGGUUCCGGCACGAGGGCGCGCUCGCCAUCCCCUGCGAGACCGAGGCAUUCAAGUACAUCCUCCAGUGCGUCGAGCGACACGACAAGGGCCUCGCCGCCGACGGUACGCGCAUGCUGCAUACUAGUAGCUAGCAGGGCCAUUCUCAAUAAGCGAGCCACCCGGGCAUGGCGCUGGAGCAAGAACCGGCGAUGCACCAUGCUUAGAUCCUAGACUAGAUGGUGUUUGUAUUGCAAUGUGAUGUACACUGCUACUUGUAUUCUUUUCUUCAUUUUAUUUUUUGAAGCUAAAGGACUGGUGUGUAUGAUGUCUGGUAUUGAGGACAUUGUUUGUAAGGUCAGGAAUUCAAAUUGAUCUGUCCGUCACUGGCAGUCCUGCUAAUCACAAAGUUGUACUUGGUUGUGAAAAACUCGGUUAGUCUGCAA